AUGGCCCUUGCUCCCCGGAAUUGUCCCCCUAAAAUCCCACUCAACGCACCGCCCCGAGACUACCGCUACGUCGUCCGCGAAAAGGGGUAUCGUCCGUUCAGGGACCGCAGGCUCCCCCAAACCAUCACAUUCACCCAGGCUCCCCGGGGCAACGAACCCGCAGGCUACGUCCCGCCCCCGGGCGUCCUCAUGCUCGAAAUCCGGGGCAGGCGGCCGCAGUACGUGAUCGCGGACCCCGCCGACACACCGCUCGAGCUCUUCAUCACUCAGGGCGUCUCCGAGCUCCUCCUCCUCAUAUGG
This is a messenger RNA of Dichomitus squalens LYAD-421 SS1, 300 nucleotides long. RefSeq lists its product as uncharacterized. The annotation marks the transcript as partial. The record is from RefSeq and is a predicted model, not a curated record. The transcript has a single exon. Lineage: Eukaryota; Fungi; Basidiomycota; Agaricomycetes; Polyporales; Polyporaceae.